Molecule: messenger RNA, 1047 nt
Organism: Prorocentrum cordatum
Lineage: Eukaryota; Dinophyceae; Prorocentrales; Prorocentraceae
Source: the annotation of a GenBank genome assembly
AUGGGGGACGCCUCGGCGAUCAGGGAGGUCUUCGAGAGGUACGCGAGCAAGACGGGCUCCCUGAGCAGCGAGGAGCUGAGCAGUAUUCUGAAGUCGCUCGGCAGAUUCCGCGAUGCCGACAUCACGGCCAUAUUCGAGCACAUGGACAGGAACCACGACGGGAAGGUCACGUACGAGGAGUUCUCGCAGUGGGUCCAGGGCAGCGGCGGCGGCAGCGAGGAGUCCAAGGCCCGCCAGCUCUUGCAGCCGAGCGCCGACCCGAGCGCCGACCCAGGAGUCCUGAGCACGUUCCUCAGCUUCUGCGGCGAGGGGCACGAGGACAUGGACGGGAGGUGCUUCCUCAAGCUGUGCAAGGUGGUGGAGAAGGGCAAGCGGCGGAUCAACGCCGCGCAGUUCGGCGAGGCCAUCCGGCAGGUCGCUGCGAAGAAGGGCGUGUCCGAGAGCAGCACUCGAGAGGCAGUCUUGAUCGCUGGCCCGCCGAUCGUGAAGGGGACGAAGUCGGACCACGUGCGCCUGCACGACGAUAAGACGACUUACACGGGCUCGCAUGCGCAUGGCCACGUGGACAGCAUAGAUGCUGGCCUUGCUAAGCUGGGCCUUCCCACGGAGAUCGCGGAGCGUCGCAGGCCCUCAAAGUCGCCUUCGCGGCCAGAGGCGGUCUUCGCCCCCAGCGCAGACCGCAAUCCGAAGUCUCUCCACGACGUGUUCUUGAUAUUCUGUGGGAGCGGGCAGCAGACGAUGGACAACCGGAGCUUCGUGAAGCUCUGUAAGGACUGCCAGCUCCUCGACAAGGGCUUCUCCAGCAACGACGCGGACCUCGUGUUCGCCAAGGCCUGCGAGAAGGGCCAGAGGCGGAUCGACAGAAAGCAGUUCGAGGACGCCAUCUGGGCAACGGCGGAGAAGACAGGCGUCGACUACGGCGACCUGAUCAUGAAGAUCAUCCAGAACGGCAGGCCUGUGCUGACGGCCACGCGGGCGGACAACGUCCGGUUCCACGACGAUAAGAGCACGUACACUGGCUCCCACGCCACCAAGACCUCGGACUAG